Molecule: messenger RNA, 4677 nt
Organism: Maudiozyma barnettii
Lineage: Eukaryota; Fungi; Ascomycota; Saccharomycetes; Saccharomycetales; Saccharomycetaceae
Gene: BPT1
Product: ATP-binding cassette bilirubin transporter BPT1
Exons: 1
Coding region: 1-4677 (1558 amino acids)
Biological process (GO): transmembrane transport
Cellular component (GO): membrane
Molecular function (GO): ATP binding; ABC-type transporter activity; ATP hydrolysis activity
Source: RefSeq, a predicted model, not a curated record
AUGUUUUCUCUUUUAUAUAAUAGCACUGUACCGGUGACAUGCAAAUAUGGUUAUAAUCCAUAUAUUGACAAUACAACCAACGCUUUAAAUCCAUGUUUUGUUAGUUUAGUCUCUACAGCAACUACUACUUUUUUCAUCAUAGUAGGUUUAUGGCAAUUAGUUAAUUUAUAUCUGAAUGCAGAGGUACCAAGAUCAUUCAAUAGAAAUAUCAAAAACUUUCAAUGUUUACCAGCAAGACACAUAUCCCAUUUGACAUCUAUUCUGUUCCAAGCAACAUUAUAUUGCAUUCAAUUCAUAUAUGUCAUAAAAAAUACAUCUCAGAGUUAUCCGCCAAUUUUGAAGUAUUCCAUAUUAUCAAAUUUGUGUUUUACCAUACUAAUAUCAUUACCCACUCAAUAUAUUCAAUAUUUUAAAAGUAUCUGUGCAGUUGGGAAUCAAUUAUUCUUCUAUUUGGUGCAAAUACUAUUUUUAUCCUUUCAACUUUUACAAAGAUAUUACCAUAGCCCAGAUGAUUCAUAUAAUCUAAUACAAGGUAAUAUAGGUAUGAUCAUAGAAAUCUUAUUAAUGUUAAAUGUCACUCAAAUAUUUGUUUACGAUUUAAUAGUUUUCAAACCUUCCCACACAAUUAUCAAUUAUUACGACGAGAAUAAUAUAUUCCAUUCUGUAAACAUCUUUUCUAAUUUAACGUAUAUGUGGAUGAAUAAAUUAAUCUCUGAAACAUAUGCAAAUAAGAAAUUAAAGGAUCCAAACCAUUUACCUUUACCACCAAUUGAUUUAAAUAUUCGUGAUUUUACAGUAUCAGUAGAAAAAAACUGGGAAUAUCAAAGACUUCAAAAUAAAAACUCCUUAUUGAAUGCAAUUUGGAAAACUUUUGGUUUGACAAUUUUGUUAGCUAUGUCAAUGGAAACCAUAAACGAUUUAUUGAAUAUUAUUGAACCGCAAAUUUUAAGAUUAUUUAUUAAAUGUUUCAACAAGGAAGAAUCUCAAGCUUCAUUCCCCCCUUUACAUGGUAUAUUUUUAGCACUUUCGUUGUUUUUGAUUAACAUUAUUUCCACAAUCUUGAAAAAUCAAUUCUUUAUUACAAUUUUCGAAGCAGGUUUAGGUAUCAGAGGAUCUGUCAUGAGCUUAAUUUAUCAAAAAACAUUAAAAUUAUCUAGUGCAUCAAGAGGUGAAUAUACUACAGGUGAUAUAUUGAAUUUACUUUCCGUUGACGUCUUAAGAUUACAAAGAUUUUUCGAAAACUCUCAGACUAUCAUUGGGGCCCCAUUACAAAUUGUAACAGUAUUAAUUUCAUUGUAUUUCUUACUUGGGAAAGCUAUUAUCGGUGGUCUAUUAGUUAUGGCAAUCAUGAUUCCUGUGAAUUCAUUCUUAUCUAAGAAAAUCAAAUCUUUAACGAAGACACAAAUGAAGUAUAAAGAUAUUAGAAUUAAGACAAUCACAGAAAUUAUAAAUUCAAUCAAAUCUAUUAAGUUUUAUGCUUGGGAAAAGCCAAUGUUAGAAAAAUUGAACCAUGUUCGUAAUGAUCAAGAAUUGAGGAAUUUGAAGAAAAUUGGUAUUGCGUCAAGUUUAAUAUAUUUUGCAUGGAAUUGUGUACCACUUAUGGUCACUAGUUUCUCAUUUUUAAUCUUCUCAUACGUCAAUGAUUAUCCUUUAACACCUGAAUUGGUAUUCCCAUCAUUAUCACUUUUUAAUAUUUUAAAUAUGGCAAUCUAUGAAAUUCCAUCAACUAUUAAUACUAUUAUUGAAACUAAUGUUUCUAUGGGAAGACUGAAGAAAUUCUUAUUAGCUGAAGAAAUUGAUACAUCUUUCAUUGAAAAAUCAGCUGAAGAUUUUGAAGAUAAUGACGCUGCCAUUGAGAUAGAAAACGCUACAUUUCUAUGGAAAUCAAAGAAGGCGAUAGUAGAUCAACAAAUGAAUGAUGAAGAAGCACAUGUUGGUUCAACCGAAAUUGCAUUGAAAAAUAUUGAUAAAUUUAUUGCUAAAUCUAAGGAACUGACUUGCAUAGUGGGCCGUGUUGGAUCGGGUAAAACAACAAUGUUAAGGGCAAUUUUGGGACAAUUACCAUGUGUCAGUGGCUCCGUAGAAGAUAAACCUCCGAGACUAUACAUUAGAGGUCAAGAAAUUGCUUACUGUCCUCAGGAAGCAUGGAUUAUGAACCAAUCUAUAAAAGAAAACAUUCUUUUCGGCCGUAAAUUCAACAGAAUAGUGUACGAUAAAACAAUUCAAGCAUGUCAGUUAUUGCCAGAUUUUAAUAUAUUUUCCGACGGUGAUGAAACUAUGGUAGGAGAAAAAGGUAUCUCUCUUUCAGGUGGUCAAAAAGCACGUUUAGCACUUGCUAGAGCCGUAUAUGCCCAAGCAGAUAUAUACUUACUAGAUGAUAUCUUAUCUGCAGUAGAUGCUGGUGUUCGUAAGAAUAUUAUUCGUGACGUGAUAGACCGUGAUCAUGGUUUACUUAAGGACAAAACAGUUAUCUUAUCUACAAACACCCUUUCAGUCCUUAAAUUUGCUAGAAACAUUUAUGUCAUGCAAGCAGGUUGUAUUGUCGAAGAAGGGACGUAUCAAGAUGCAAUGCUAAAAGAGGCUGGUGAUUCUUUACUGACAAAUAUGUUAUUAACGUUCGAUAGUAACAAUAAUGAUCAAACUGGUAAUAACACGUCAGAUAAGGAAAUUCCAAUUGAGAUCAAAGUUGAUUCCGGUUCAGAAGUUCCAGCUUUUGUGGAAGAUUUAGAAGAGGAAAAUAUUAAUGAUAUUCAGGAUAGUACUGAUGUGGAAAAUAUUGCUUUAAGAAGAUCUUCUUUUGCAACCUUAAAGUCGCUCCCAUUGGUUGAAGUUAAUGAUAACAAACGGAAGACUGGGCAAAAAAGAGAAAAAACUGCUGAAGGUAGAGUUAAAUUUUCAGUCUAUAUGACAUAUGCAAAGGCAUGUGGGUUAGGUGGUGUGGUUUUAUUCGGUGUGUUUCUGGUGUUAUCUAGAAUAUUUGAUCUUGGUGAACGUUUCUGGUUGAAAUACUGGUCUGAAUCUAAUGAACAAACUGGGAACAAUGGUAAUGUUAUUAUGUUUGUGUCUGUUUAUGCAUUGAUUGGUAUCGUAUCUGCAGCAUUUAGUAACUUAAGAACAAUUAUUCUUUUGAUAUAUUGUUCUAUUAGGGCAUCCACGAAUCUUCAUAAUAGAAUGGCAUAUUCUAUAAUGCGUAGUCCAAUGCAAUUUUUUGAAACUACACCGGUCGGUCGUAUUAUCAAUCGUUUUUCUUCAGAUAUUGAUUCUAUAGAUUCCUCAAUCCAAAAUAUAUUUGCUGUAUUUUCUAACUGCGUCUUAGAUUACUUUGUGACAGUUAUUCUUAUUGGGUACAAUAUGCCAUGGUUCUUUGUUUUUAACGCAAUACUACUUGUUUUGUACUAUCAAUACCAGAAGUUUUUUAUGGUCCAAUCAAGGGAACUUAAGAGGCUAACCAGUGUUUCCUACUCUCCAAUAAUGUCCCUAAUGAGUGAAACUUUAGGUGGUAGAUCUGUUAUUGCUGCAUAUGAUCAGAAUAAUAUGUUUAUUCAUUAUAAUCAAGAGAGGGUUCAAAACAAUAUUGACUGUGUUUUCACAUAUAGAUCUACUAAUAGAUGGUUAUCUAUUAGACUACAGGCAAUUGGUGCUUUUAUAAUCUUGUGUACCGCGCUGCUAACUUUAUCGACAAUUAAUACAGAUAAUCAAUUAGGUACUGGUAUGGUAGGUUUACUGAUGAGUUAUGUUUUGAGUAUAACUAUGUCAUUAACAUGGAUAGUACGUUCUUCUGUGUUAUUGGAGACUAAUGUAGUUUCCGUCGAAAGAGUUGUAGAAUAUUGUGAUCUACAACCUGAAGCUUUGGAGAUAAUCAGUGAUCACACUCCAGCAAAUGAUUGGCCUUCAAAAGGUGCUAUUGAAUUCCAUAAUUAUACAACCUCAUAUAGGGAGGGGUUAAAACCUGUGUUGAAUGAUAUUUCGAUAGAAAUUAAGUCUGGGGAAAAAAUUGGGAUUGUCGGUAGAACAGGAGCAGGAAAAUCUACACUGACCCUAGCUCUAUUUAGAUUACUGGAGGCAACUGAAGGUUCCAUCAUCGUUGAUGGGGUUGAUAUUUCUACUAUUGGGCUGGAGACUUUAAGAAGCAACUUGGCAAUUAUUCCUCAAGAUGCACAAGCUUUUGAAGGCAAUGUACGUUAUAAUUUAGACCCAUUCAAUAAAUAUAGUAAUGAUGAAUUGUGGCACGCACUUGCGUUGGCCCAUUUACAACCUCAUUUGACCCGACUAGCUCAAAAUGAUAAUGAUGUAACUAAGCCUACGAUCUCUGAUUGUUUGGAAUUCAAAGUAACUGAAAAUGGUUCUAAUCUCUCAUUAGGUCAAAGACAAUUGUUGUGUCUUGCCAGAGCAUUGUUGAAUAGAUCUAGAAUAUUGGUCUUAGACGAGGCAACGGCUGCUGUAGAUAUGGAAACCGAUAGAAUUAUUCAAGAGACCAUUAGAGCGCAAUUCAAGAGUAGAACCAUAUUGACCAUUGCACAUCGUAUCGAUACCGUGCUGGAUAACGAUAAAAUAUUGGUGUUGGAUCAAGGAUCUGUCAAAGAGUUCGAUAGUCCACAGAAUUUACUUUCGCAAAAGGAUAGUUUAUUUUAUUAUCUAUGUGAAAAGGGUAACUAUAUACCGCAAAGUAGUAAGUAA